Molecule: messenger RNA, 921 nt
Organism: Vanrija pseudolonga
Lineage: Eukaryota; Fungi; Basidiomycota; Tremellomycetes; Trichosporonales; Trichosporonaceae
Exons: 1
Coding region: 1-921 (306 amino acids)
Source: RefSeq, a predicted model, not a curated record
AUGGCAACGAAAGUGCAAGGCCGUCACAUCGUUUCUGUCCUCGAGGACCCCGCCGCCUCAGAAACGCCCACAUUUGUAACCCCAUUCGGGAGCGACACUCCCCGCAUGGCAUGGCAGCCGAACGCCGAUGACGAUUUGGACUCGGACUUCGACGAGGAGUCGGAUUACGAGGACAGCGACGAUGAGCCACGUCGCAAAAAGUCUCGCAAAGCCGCCAAGGCCAAGCGCAACUCAAAAGCCAAGCUCAAGACGGAACUCGCCGCCGGCAAGCGUCUUCUCGGCCGCGCGCGUAUCCUCGACAUUCAUGGGUACCAAGGCAACCGUUACGAGGAGUUCGAGACGGCUCUGGAGAAUGCCCUGGCGAAGGUGGAGACGCUGCGUGUCUUUGAUACUUCCCACCUCGCCAUCUACGUGCGUCCGCCGCGCACCAUCAUCUUCUUCGGGCGACCAGGGUCAUACAUCAGUCCGCGGACCUCCAAGCUCGUAUAUCACUACCCUGGGACCGAGGAUGAAGUCAAGGAAGCACAGUUACCGGACUGGGAGCCUACUUACCCACCCGACGACCCUAUCGAGUGGGUAUACCUGCUCUUACAAGGAUCGACGCCGGACAAGGUGUAUGCGCCUGGAUACCGAGGCAAUGACGGCUUGGUGCAAGAUGCCAUCCGACUUGACGAGACGUAUGAGGGGCCCCCAGCCGCCAGAGACAGCCACACGUUUGUUGGCGGACGAAAGCUCAUCUUGUCGGCGCUCGGCCUGAAGAUCGAUGCGACGGAUGAGGAGCUUGCGGCCGCGACUCGUUCAGCUCCCAGCGUGCGGUUUCUGACACCGGAGGAGUAUGAGGCCGAGGUGGGGGAGGAGCAGUUUGUACUGGAAACCCAAGAGGACCCAUACCACGGUGCUCGUGCAGUGUUCCACUCAUGA